Molecule: messenger RNA, 843 nt
Organism: Cavia porcellus (domestic guinea pig)
Lineage: Eukaryota; Metazoa; Chordata; Mammalia; Rodentia; Caviidae
Product: taste receptor type 2 member 140-like
Biological process (GO): G protein-coupled receptor signaling pathway; detection of chemical stimulus involved in sensory perception of bitter taste; sensory perception of taste
Cellular component (GO): membrane
Molecular function (GO): bitter taste receptor activity; G protein-coupled receptor activity
Source: RefSeq, a predicted model, not a curated record
AUGAGUGAGUUCAUGCAAAACACAUUUUUAAUCAUUCUAAAUGUUGAGUUUGUAAUUGGAAAUUUAGGAAAUGGCUUCAUAACACUGGUGAACUUCAUGGUCUGGGUAAGGGGAAGAAAUAUUUCCUUACUUGAUCAAAUCCUCACUAUGUUGGCGAUCUCCAGAAUUGUUCUGCUCUAGUCAGCAGACAUAUACAUAUUGCCUAUGUUUUACCGAAGUUUGUUGACUGAUGCAAUGAUGAAAAUAAUUAGUAUUAUCUGGACAGUUACUAGGUGUUUUAAUAUCUGGCUCACAACGUGCCUCAACAUCUUUUAUUUUUUCAAAAUAGCAAAUUUUUCUAAACCUAUUUAUUUUAUUCUUAAGUGGAGAGUUAAAGAGGUAGUUUCAUUGACAUUUUUAGUGUCACUGGUCUUCUUGCCUUUACACAUUAUACUAACCCACAUAUUAAUAAACUCUAUAUUCACAUUCAUACCAUUUACUGUGUUCCUGACAAUUUUCUUCUUGCUUAUCUUCUCCUUCAGGAAACAUCUGAAGAGGGUGCGGCACCAUGCCAGAGAAUUCAGAGAUGUCAGCACCACGGCCCACAUGAAAGCUUUGCAAAUUAUAGUUGCCUUCAUCCUUCUGUAUAUCAUUGUAAUAAUUUCUUUUGUUGUAAAAAUUUUGAACUAUGAAUUGCUGGAAAAAGUUAUAUUUUUAUUUUGCCUAGUUUCUAUUUUUACUUUUUCUUUAGGACAUUCAUUUGUUGUGAUUUUAGGAAACAAAAAGCUGAGACAAGCCUCUUUUUCCUUACUUGGAUGGCUGAGGUGCUGGUCCAAAAAUGUGGAAUCUUCAAUUUCCCAAUAA